GCGGUGCAGAGCACUGAUCUCCACUCGCAGCGCAGCACCGCCGGCAGGACCGCUCCCGCUACCCCUGCCCUCGGCCCGGGCUCCCGGCUCCGGGCUCGCAGGAGCCCAGGCAUGGCUGCCUCCUACUGGAUACUGACAGGAGCAUCGCGGCUGCCUCCUCGUCCCCACGGAAGGUUUGCCCCUGAGGAUCUCGGACCCUGCGUGGGCCUGGCUCCCGGAGGCGGCAGGUUACCCGCACCACUCCCCAGUACACGGCCCCCGCCUUAGGCGCCCCUCCUGCCCGUGGCACCCCCGCGCGUGCGCCGGCUCUUGAGGCAGAGGCGGCGGGCAGGAAGCGACCGUGCGCAUGCGUGUAGGGAGCAGAGGAGAAAAGGCGGGGGGAGGACGGCCUACACGCAUGCGUACCGCCUGGCUGCUCUGGGGCGCAUGCGGACUGAGCGGUGCGGGGAGCUGGCCGUGAGUGCUCAGAGGAGGCACCGCGCCGGGGCGGGCCUCAGGUUCAGCCCAGGCUUCGCCGCGGGCCCGGCGUAGGCCGGUGCUUGGGAAAGGCCGCUCGUCCACCGGAGCCCGCCGGCUCCUGCCGCCAGGCCUCCCGGGGCAGGCCUGUUGGCCGCUGUCGCCGCGUCUGAGGGGAAGCUGGGGGGAGCGCGGCGGCGCAAAGAACCGCCAGGAUGAAGCUGGUGAGGAAGGACCUGGAGAAGGAUAAUGCGGGGCAGGUGACGCUGAUCCCCGAGGAGCCCGAGGACAUGUGGCACACCUACAACCUGCUGCAGGUGGGUGACAGCCUGCGGGCCUCCACCAUCCGGAAGGUGCAGACCGAGUCGGCCACUGGCAGCGUGGGCAGCAACCGCAUCCGCACCACCCUCACCCUCUGCGUGGAGGCCAUCGACUUUGACUCACAGGCCUGCCAGCUGCGGGUCAAGGGCACUAACAUCCAAGAGAAUGAGUAUGUCAAGAUGGGGGCCUACCACACCAUCGAGCUGGAGCCUAACCGGCAGUUCACGCUGGCAAAGAAGCAGUGGGACAGCGUGGUGCUGGAGCGCAUUGAGCAGGCCUGUGACCCAGCUUGGAGCGCCGAUGUGGCAGCCGUGGUCAUGCAGGAAGGGUUGGCUCACGUCUGCCUCGUCACUCCAAGCAUGACGCUUACCCGUGCCAAAGUGGAGGUGAACAUCCCCCGCAAGCGGAAAGGGAACUGCAGUCAGCACGACCGGGCCCUGGAGAGGUUUUACGAGCAGGUGGUGCAAGCUAUCCAGCGGCAUAUCAACUUUGAGGUGGUGAAGUGUGUACUGGUGGCUAGCCCAGGCUUUGUACGGGAGCAGUUUUGUGACUACAUGUUCCAGCAGGCGGUCAAGACUGACAACAAGCUUCUGCUGGAGAACAGGUCCAAGUUCCUACAGGUCCACUCUUCCUCAGGACAUAAAUACGCAUUGAAGGAAGCCCUCUGCGACCCAGCUGUAACUAGCCGUCUCUCUGACACUAAGGCAGCUGGUGAGGUCAAAGCCUUAGAUGACUUCUAUAAAAUGCUGCAGCAUGAGCCUGACCGGGCUUUUUAUGGUCUAAAACAUGUGGAGAAGGCCAAUGAAGCCAUGGCCAUUGAUACCUUGCUGAUCAGCGAUGAGCUUUUCCGGCACCAGGAUGUGGCUACACGUGCCCGAUAUGUUAAAUUGGUAGAUAGUGUACGGGAGAACAUGGGCACAGUACGCAUUUUCUCCAGCCUUCAUGUGUCUGGAGAGCAGCUUGGCCAGCUGACAGGAGUAGCAGCCAUCCUGCGCUUUCCUGUUGCUGAGCUCUCUGACCAGGAAGAUGAAUCUAGCUCUGAAGAGGAUUGAUAACAGUGACUUUAUGCCGCAGUUACUUUUCCAGAUCAUGUUGAAAUGACAUUAAAGGCCCUUCCUUCCCAAGUACUGUAUGCAGAUGUGCCAUGACAUGUUAUUUAAGUUUUUGAUAGUAUUUCUUACAGUAUGUAGCUCUGCUCAGCACGCUAAUGGAUAUCUGUUGUAUUGUAAUAGUUAUUGGUAUACUGUGCAUUGGAGCUGACUGUUUUUGCAAGUCACACUCUGAAUCACCAGCAGUACAAGAAACUCAUUUGACUCCCCAAAGCUGCUCGUUCUGCAUCUUAAGGCAGACUGGCAGCUUAGUGUAUUGGAAUGUGUAUGAAAAGAUAAUAAACUAAUAGGAAGAAAACUA
This is a messenger RNA of Grus americana (Whooping crane), 2187 nucleotides long. RefSeq names its product pelota mRNA surveillance and ribosome rescue factor (gene PELO). The transcript has 3 exons. The record is from RefSeq and is a predicted model, not a curated record. Lineage: Eukaryota; Metazoa; Chordata; Aves; Gruiformes; Gruidae. Bases 672 to 1829 code for a protein of 385 amino acids. Gene Ontology annotation, biological process: ribosome disassembly; nuclear-transcribed mRNA catabolic process, no-go decay; RNA surveillance. Gene Ontology annotation, cellular component: cytoplasm.